AUGGGCUAUCUUGAUAUCGCUCGCAGUAAGCGAGAGCAGCGACAACAGCGGAYCCCAAAGGAGUGGUUGCUGAAACAAGAGUUUUUGGAAACUUCGGAUUUACUCGCUGUCCCUAGACAGUGUGGAAUUCUCACGAACCGGGAGCUGGAAAUCACCGAACAUUACGAUGCCGUGGGAAUCGUCAAACAUAUCAGCACCGGCACUUACUCUGCGAGAGAAGUCACCGUGGCGUUUUGCAAACGUGCGGCAAUCGCUCAGCAAUUGACGAAUUGUCUCACAGAAAUCUUCUUCCAAGAUGCCAUUCAACACGCCGAAGAACUGGACAGAGAGCGAGCCUCCCACCCAAACCGCAUCUUGGGACCUCUACAUGGCCUCCCAAUCUCCCUAAAAGACAGCUUCAAAAUCCCAGGCUACGACUCAGUCAUCGGACUGACUUGCUUCGCCAACAAGCCGGAUAAGACCUACUCACCUCUCGCCAGGCUCCUUCUCGACCUCGGAGCCGUACUGUACUGCAAGACGAAUGUCCCCCAGACAAUGAUGACCGCCGACUCGGACAAUAACGUUUUCGGCCGCACCCUCAACCCGGCCAAUCCCAAUCUCACAGCCGGCGGGUCAUCCGGGGGCGAAGGGGCUCUCAUUGCCAUGCGCGGGAGCAUUCUCGGCGUCGGGACGGAUAUUGCAGGGAGUGUACGAAUUCCAAGCCUUUGCAAUGGAAUCUAUUGUCUACGCGCCAGUGAUGGAUUGGUACCAUAUUCCGGACAAAAGAGUCCCGCGGCGCCUGGUACGGAUGGGAUUGCUCCCGUGGCGGGACCCAUGGCGACUUCUUUGCUGGCUUGUGAUUUUUUCAUCAAAACUUUGGGUGCUGCUGAGGCGUGGAAGUAUGAUGCUGCUUGUUCUAUCAUACCUCCUCGUCAAUUGGAGAGUCCUCCCAAGGAGAAGAGAGCAACAAGGAUCGGCGUGGCUUUUGAUGAUGGAAUGUUUACUUGUUGGCCUCCGGUUCGACGUACCAUGCGAGAAACUGUUGCUACAUUGCGCUCUAAUAAUGGGAUUGAUGUGGUUGAGUUGAAGAUGCCUGAUAUUCGAGAGGCGAUUUCUAUGAUCUAUCAAAUGUACUCUCUCGAUGGAUGCAAGUAUGUCGAGAAUCUGAUCAAACAAGGCGAAGAGCCCGAAGUCGAGUCCGUGAAGCGCACCAAUCUGGCAGCAAUUCCCUCAUCUACAUUAGAUGACUUUUUCAAACUCAACGCCAUACGAUCCCGAGUCAAGAGUGAAUUUCAGGAAUUCUGGUUGACUAAUGACCUGGAUGCACUUCUCUAUCCGCCGGCUCCCACGACUGCUACGCCCUUGGAUGACUGGAAGUGUAUUACUUAUACCAUGCUCUGGAAUAUGCUCGAUUAUCCUGCCGUCAUCAUUCCCACUGGCAAGGUGUCUAGCACCGACAAGGCCGAUGCUCGCGAAACUGCAAAGUUUGGUCCUGAGGAUGAGGAGAAUUAUCAAAUUUAUACUGGACCCGAAGAUUUCAAAAAUGCCCCGCUUGCCGUACAAUUGGUGGGCAUGCGACAACAAGACGACCUUCUAAUGAGCGUCGCGAAAAUUGUGGACGAUGCAUUACAUCCUGUUCGAGACUCCGCUAGACUAUAG
Messenger RNA from Ramularia collo-cygni, 1638 nucleotides. Its product is annotated as related to fatty-acid amide hydrolase 1. NCBI's taxonomy places the organism in Eukaryota, Fungi, Ascomycota, Dothideomycetes, Mycosphaerellales, Mycosphaerellaceae. The record is from RefSeq and is a predicted model, not a curated record. The transcript has 4 exons. Bases 1 to 1638 code for a protein of 545 amino acids.